This is a messenger RNA of Letharia columbiana, 492 nucleotides long. RefSeq lists its product as uncharacterized. The transcript has a single exon. Lineage: Eukaryota; Fungi; Ascomycota; Lecanoromycetes; Lecanorales; Parmeliaceae. Bases 1 to 492 code for a protein of 163 amino acids. The record is from RefSeq and is a predicted model, not a curated record.
AUGCUCAUGAUCGUUAUAUACCGAGACAUUCGUUCAGUAGCGCGCCUCAAUCUCGUGGGGAGAGAUCAUGAUCUCCACCAAGCUACACACCCUCACAUAGCUACUCUAGCUCCGGCCUCACUGGCGACGGAAAUAGAACCCAUGGUUACGAGCAACGAAUACCGCUGGAUGGACCACAAAUUGGUCAACACCGGCCGUGACAUCAUGGUUUCAGCCCCUGCUUUGAACCAAGGAGAGGACCUUUACGAGCUUCCGGAAGCAGGCAGCGCGGAUCAACCUGGCCGAGUGAAGAGUAUGUUCCGCUUCGUCACGGUUCUCGCCCCUACGACAGACAGACGAGAGGAUCUUGCAUCGCGGGCGCAUGCCGCCGAGCGAAGAGCAGUGCCACGACCAUCAGACAGUCAGGUCAGGAAUGUCUUGGGAGGGAUCCGAGAGGUUACAGCGAAGUCGACGAAGUACGAGAAGACCGGACAAUGGAGCGUGGGACAAUGA